Messenger RNA from Fomitopsis serialis, 7279 nucleotides. RefSeq lists its product as uncharacterized. Lineage: Eukaryota; Fungi; Basidiomycota; Agaricomycetes; Polyporales; Fomitopsidaceae. The record is from RefSeq and is a predicted model, not a curated record. Gene Ontology annotation, biological process: proteasome-mediated ubiquitin-dependent protein catabolic process; protein polyubiquitination. Gene Ontology annotation, cellular component: nuclear speck. Gene Ontology annotation, molecular function: transaminase activity; ubiquitin protein ligase activity; pyridoxal phosphate binding. The transcript is spliced from 29 exons. The coding region runs from base 1 to 7077 and encodes 2358 amino acids.
AUGCAAUCGAUGCUUGCGCAGCUGGAUGCAUUGAAGAAGCGCACGGGGAUCGAUUCGUUCCGCAUGGGUUCCGAGAAUGCGGUAUCUGGAGGGUAUAAUAGUUAUCUGAGGUGGACGACCUCCAUCUUGCACAGGACUCCGUGUCCGCCACCUAUCGCGAGCUCGGCGCAGGGCAUCUAUGUGACUCUAGAUGAUGGGCGGCAACUCAUAGAUGCCGUCGGUGGUGCUGCCGUAGCAUGCAUUGGAGACGGCCACCCUGCUGUCAAGAACGCGUUGAAGGAACAGGUCGACAAGAUGUCUUAUGUAUACAACAUGCAACUGUCGAAUGAGCCUGCGGAGGAGCUGGCGAAGCUUGUUAUUGAACAGAGCAACGGGGCCUUUGACCUCGUCGGCUUCGUUUCCGGAGGGAGCGAGGCCAUGGAAGGAGUGAUCAAGACCGCUCGUCAGUACUUCUUCGAGACGAAACAGCCGCAGAGGACGAACUUCAUCGCCCGCUACCUAUCCUACCACGGCAACUCAAUCGGCACAUUGUCCCUCGCGCAUCAUGCUGCGCGCCGUGGCCCAUACGAGGGGAUCCUCGACCAUGAACACUUUCACCAUGUCUCCCCUGCGUACGCCAAGCGCUUCCAGAAGCAUGGUGAGACAGAGGAACAAUACGUCGAGAGGCUACGCCAGGAACUGGAAGACAAAUUCAUUGAGCUUGGCCCGGAUACUAUCAUUGGCUUUGUUGCAGAAACGGUCGUUGGCGCCACCACGGGAGUUGUACCGGCGCCGAAAGGUUAUUUCAAGGCUAUGAAGUCUGUCUGUGACAAGUAUGGCGCGCUAUUCAUCCUCGAUGAGGUCAUGUGCGGAAUGGGCCGCAUGGGCACACUGCAUGGAUGGCAGAGCUUCGGUGACAACGUCUCUCCUGACCUUCAGGCAGUUGCCAAGGGCCUCGGUGGAGGCUAUGCAUCCAUUGGCGCCGUUCUACUGUCGAAGAAGGUUGCCGAUGGUAUUCGAGACACGUCGGGCUUUUGGAAGCACGGCCAUACCUAUCAGGCUCAUCCUCUGGCUUGUGCGGCUUCGCUUGCUGUACAGAAGGUCAUCAUUGAAGAGAACCUGCUCGAGAACGCUCAGUCGCCUAAUGCUGUCGCUGCGCCGUUCGUCUUUGAUGUUCGCGGGGGCGGUGCGUGGUGGGGUGUGGAGUUUGAUUUUACGGGCCCGGAGGCGUCAAGAGUGAACUUCAGGGGUACACCUUUCGGUCUUCUGGCGCAGGCACGGUGCAUGGAAAAGGGCCUAAUCAUCAUGGGCCUCACCGGGGGCGCAAAUGUUGAGGGUACCGCUGGCGACCACUUGAUGCUCUCCCCCGCGUACAAUGUUACCCGGGAGCAGGUAGAGACGAUCACUAACAUAUUCGUGGAAGCUAUUGAGGAGGUACUCAAAGACAGCACUGUCUUGCGCUCGAGCGCGAGAGUGAAAGCUGCCAAACAGAAGGAGAAAGAGAAGGAACACAGCUCUACGGAACAGGCCACGUCUUCAUCCAUCCCAGCCAAACGUGCCCGCGAGGCUGCCUCAGCCAAGGGAAAGGGAAAGGAAGUGUCUGACGAAGCUUCACGGGCGAGCAAGAGGCGCAGAGCGCGCCGCGCCACUUAUCCCACCGGUUCUGCGUUAACGAUCAACGAACCUCCAACCGACACUAAAGGCAAGAGACGAGCGCAGGCAAAUAGCUCCGAAGGAGAGGAGAACCUUGCUUCGUCUUCCACUACAACCAAGCGUACGAGAACCGUCAGCGCGUACUCCCUCCGAUCCCGAUCGGAAGCUCAAGCAGCGACUGAAAUGACGAAGAAGACGAGAACGACAUCGGGGAAGGGCAAGGCCGCCGCGAAGAGCAAAGUCAUGUCAGCUAUGCCUAGUACAUCCCGGGCUGACGAAGACGUUGAGAUGAUGGAUGCGGAGUGCAUGCACGCAGAGCUCGAACAACCCAGCGAGAAGCAUGAGGAUAUGGACGAUUAUACAGGCGGCGAAGAUGUUGACGAUGUCGAGCAACAUGAUGAGGGAGAUGAUCAGGACGAGCCGCCUGAGGAGGACCAGAGGGAACCUGCGAAGCAAUCAAGUGACGGUUUGGACGAACCGUCAGCCAUGGCAAUCUUUGGUGACUAUCGUCAGCUUGGGUCAUACAUGAUGGGUCUGUCUAGUCGUCUGAAGACUAUGCUGAACAAUAUCAAGCCCACCGCUGACCCCACUACGCGUCUCCUUACCCUCCAAGAGCUGAGCGAGCUGCUCAGCAUCAGUACGGAAGAUACUCUUGCCGGUUCUUUCCAGGUAGAGUCCUUCGUUCGAGAGCUCGUUCGCGUUCUGGGGGGCACUGGUGGAGAUCCGGAUGAAGACGACGAUCAAGAUCCACAAGACGUUGACGAGGAUGCUGCACUUGCGGCAGCCUUGGCAAUGAGCGCCGGUGGAGGUGCAUACCAAGGUGACGAGAAUCUAGAAGCUCAAGUGCUAGCGUGCAGGUGUCUCGCCAAUCUCAUGGAGGCGUUACCGGGUGUGGCGCACACCGUCGUCUACCACGGCGCCAUCCCUGUCCUGUGUAGCAAACUGAUCGAAAUCUCAUACAUCGAUUUAGCGGAGCAAACGCUCAGCACGUUGGAGAAGAUCUCUGAAGAGUUCCCGAGCUCGAUUGUCCGUGAAGGCGGUCUCGCUGCGUUGCUAAACUAUCUCGACUUCUUUUCCAUCGCUGUCCAGAGAACGGCCCUACAAGCAGCCUCGAAUUGCUGUCGUAACAUCUCGGCUGAACACUUCCCCAUGGUGCGCGGAGUAUGGCCCACUAUCCGCAAUUGCCUGGGAUAUGCCGAUCAACGACUGGUUGAGUUCGCAUGUCUCUGCGUCAUCCGUGUCGUAGAUGCCUAUCACCGUAUUGCUCCCGACAAACUGGAAAGCCUCGUCGAUGUCGACCUCGUUCGUGCCGUCAACCUACUUCUCUUGCCUUCCGGUGGAUCCCCGUUGAUUGCGGCGGGUACUUUUACGCUACUGCUCCGAGCGAUGGCAACAGCCGCACGCGCGAGUCCCAAGAUCACCCUCGUCUUGUUGGAGGCCGGCAUAGUGGACACCCUGUAUCAGAUCCUGACCGGUGUUCUGCCUCCCGCAUCUGAGGAUGGCGAGGAGCAGGGUGAUGGAGCCGGAGGACAAGGCCUUGGUGGCGGACUGGCGGACAUGACCGUCAUGGAGAACCUUGCGCAUCGUCCAAAGGAUCAAGUAGAAGAAACACUCAGUCUCGUAUCGGAGCUCAUGCCACCGUUGCCUAAGGAUGGUGUGUUUGAUCAUAAGACCUACACCGAGAGGGCAUUGUCCAAACUCGUCAAGGCAAGAGCGAAGGCUGAGCGUGCUGCUGCGCGGCAGGCGAUGUCCGCUGUAGCGGCCGCUCUGCUCGGGGAAGAUACGUCCACUGCAGGGGCCUCGACAGCGAUUCCUGCGCAGCCAGAGGACAGCGCUUCCCAAGACCCUGGUUCCGCAGAUACCCAGUCCAUACACGACGGUGACGAGAGCAUGAUCUCACUGAUACUACCGAAGGAGAUAACGUCCGACCGUACGGAGCUCUUGCGAUCAAAGCCUGCGGUUGUAGGAAGGUUCCUGCACCUCAUGGUGCCCAUUCUAGUCGACGUCUACGCGGCGAGUGUCAUGAGCCCGGUGCGGAUCAAGACACUCACCGGUCUAUUGAAAGCUGUCAGUUUCCUUGAGGCCGAUGAAUUGGUUCGGGUGUUCAAGUUUGUCCCCAUCGCAACCUUUGCAUCAUCAAUCCUCUCUUCCAAGGAUCACCCCAGCCUGGUUAUCGGCGCCCUCCAAAUAGUGGAAGUGCUUCUCAGCAAGGCUCCUGCAGAGUACAAGCCAGCUUUCAGACGCGAGGGAGUGCUGCACGAGAUCGAACUCCUCGCAGCGCGACCCGUCGCGACGAGGUCUAAAGACAAGGACAAAGACAAAGAGAAGGAGACUGACGCAUCAGCCCCUACGGAACCUCCUGCGACGUCUACCCCUCCCACAGCGGCUACCUCAGUACCUGGGGCCAAGAAACUGUCCUCUCUUUCUCUCGAGCCUGACGACGCCAUCACCUGGCGAGCAAGAGUCAUACGAUACAAGUAUCUGCUCGGAGCAGAAGAGGAACAAAGCGAUGACUUGUUCACUACACUCAAGUGCGUUGUUGAUGAAAUCAGCAAGCAAGAUGCUUCCGAAGGGGAGCUUGAGACCGCCCUUGCGUCCCUGGCCGAUUUGUUCGCUUCGCCGCAUACAUCUGUAUCCAGCUUUGAGCUCCUCCAGAGCGGCCUAGUGGAUGGUCUCCUGCGCCUUGUGACGGAUGAAGAGCGACAUGUGGGUCUUGAUCGACGACGGGAGCUACUCUACCGCGUGUUCACUACCCAGAAGUUGAAGACGAGUAUCACCGGUCAGACUCCUCUUGCAACGCUGGUCAAGAAGUUGCAGGAAAGUCUCACGAGGAUGGAGUCAUUCGAAGUUGUUACAGUCGCUCAGAGUUCAGAUGAUUCCAAGCGUAGUUCACCGUCGCUGCUCGCCCGCCAGCUGCGUCUACGUCUGGUCGCAGCUGAGGAUUCUGAUGUGCCAAAGAGCCUCAGUAACAUCGUCGUGUCCAUCCAUGCGAUCGCGACUUUCCAGGCUUUGCAUGACUAUCUUCGCCCACGAGUUGCUGGCUCUCUCCCAAGUGGUUCUCGGCUGUCAGGGAUGCUUGCAGCGCUCGCCGCGUCUGCCCUCGCGCCUCCAUCAUCUUCGCGUAGUGCACUUCCCACUUCACCCGCACCCAAUGCCGCCCCACCCGACUCCGCGAGUAUAGCACGUCGACGAAGCCUCCGUCUCAGUGCGAAGAAGGUAGGCGGCGUAGAUGGUCCUUCUGAGCCAUCAGCGCCGCCCGAGGCAGACGCAGCCCCGGAUCAGUUUCCCCCAAAGUCAUCAUCUGAUUCAUCACCAUCUGCCGCUCCUGAGGUCCCAGAAGCCACCACGUCACCAUCAGCACCGGAUAGUGCGUCAAGCGGGACUGCCGUGCAGGAACCCGAAUUCACUGCCGACUUCACUGAUGAUGAGAUCGAUGUAGAUGCUGAGGUUCUUGAGGACGACGAGCAGAUGGACAAUCCGGAUGCCGAUAAGACGAUAAACUUGUCAGUUGGUGAAGACGGAUCAAAGGUUGAGGCUCAAACUCCUGACGGGACAAGGGUGCCGACCCCAGCACCUGCGAAGAGUCGACCUCCUCUCAGUAGCGGACGUAGUGCCGCGAGUACUGGAGCGUCGUACGCCGCCGCAGUGAAGUCUAAACCAAAUGACUGGCACCUAGAGUUCUUUAUGGACGACCACAAACUGCCCCUUGACUUGACAAUCUAUGGUGCCGUGCACCAGCAUGAAGGGCGUAAGAAGUCUGGCCAGACGCUGUCGCCUAGCUUGUUUUGGCAGGGUGUUUACACUGUCAAGUUCAAGAAAGUCCCUGGUCCAGUCCCUCCGUCAGAGUCUCGGAGCGAUGAGUUCGGGUCACGAAGUCGCUCGCCAACUCCACCGUUGUCAUCGCUUCCAGAAGAUGCCCCGCAUGGGAAGAUACUGCGACUCUUACGUGUUCUGCAUAAACUGAACGUGCAGGAGAGCGAACGUCCUGCGGUGCCAGGUUACAGGCGCGUGCUACCGGAGAGCGCCUUUGUCAACAAUAAGCUCACGGCCAAAUUGACACGGCAACUGGAGGAACCCAUGAUCGUUGCCAGCUCAUGCCUUCCUGAAUGGGCCCUCGACCUUCCUCAACAUUUCCCGUUCCUCUUCCCCUUCGGCACCCGCUACAACUUCCUACAAUCGACAUCGUUCGGCUAUGCUCGCCUCAUUCUCAAGUGGCAAAGUCAGCAGAGCCGUGGCCAGGACAGUUCAAGGCGAGACGACGGCGUAGGUUUCCUGGGAAGACUACAACGGCAGAAAGUCCGCAUCUCUCGUCAGCACAUCCUCGAGUCUGCCGUCAAGGUGUUCGAGUUAUACGGUUCCUCGUCGUCCAUCCUCGAAGUGGAGUACUUCGAAGAAGUAGGCACGGGGUUGGGACCUACUCUCGAGUUCUACUCCCUCGUCUCGAAGGAGUUCGCGCGGAAGGACCUCAAGAUUUGGCGGGACGCUGACCCGACGCUCUCCGGUACAUAUGUCCACCAUCCGCUUGGUUUGUUCCCUGCGCCGAUCAAUGUAGAUAUUGUGGGUGACGUGUCGCACAAACGAACGCAUAUCUUCCGGGUGAUUGGGCAGUUUGUCGCAAAGGCCCUGUUGGAUUCUCGAAUCAUCGAUUUGUCCUUCAACAAGGUCUUCCUCAAGCUGGUUCUCGGAGAGGAGGUUUCUCUGACAGUUGAUAACCUUAGGCGCGUCGACCCCGACCUGGCUGCCUCGCUGGAACAGAUUCAGAGCUUCGCCAGUGUGAAGUCUCAGGCCGAGAAGAUCCGCCGUAAGCUAGGUGUCGUAGAAGACGUCAUGGUAGAAGAUCUUGCAUUGGAUUUCACGAUCCCUGGCUAUGACAUCGAAUUACGCCCUGGGGGCCGAAACAUCGCGGUCACUUCGGAGAACGUUGAUGAUUAUGUUCAUGAAAUACUGGACGCAAUCAUUGGCAGGGGUGCGCAACUGCAGGCGAAGGCGUUCCGGGAGGGUUUCUCGAAGGUGUUCCCGAUUGCCGAUCUGCAGGCGUUUACGACGGACGAGCUGGUUAUGUUGUUCGGGAACUCCGAAGAAGACUGGAGUCUAGAGACCUUAAGUGAGGUUUUGAAGGCUGACCAUGGCUUCAAUGUCGAGAGUCGUGCGAUCCAUGACCUGCUCGAGAUCAUGUCCGAGUUCAACCUGCCUACUCGCCGCAGCUACCUCCAAUUCAUCACCGGAAGUCCAAGACUGCCAAUAGGCGGCUUCCGAGGGUUGAACCCAACGUUGACGGUUGUGCGCAAGCCGCACGAGGCACCCCUGACCGCUGAUGACUACUUGCCGAGUGUCAUGACGUGCGUCAACUACCUCAAGCUCCCCGAAUACUCGUCCAAGGCCGUCAUGCGGGAGAAGUUGCACAUCGCCAUGCAGGAGGGCGUCGGAAGUUUCCACUUGUCAUAGUAUCGUCGCCGGUUUGUCGUCCGCUAUUCUCUGUAUCUCUUGUUGCUGUGCUUUUAGCAUUCCCUCACACUCCGUACUACGUAGACCAUCUUUGGACGUUCAUAGCAUCCCCUCAAUCCAUGUAUCAAGCAUACGGAUAUGCGAAUACUAUGUAAUUUAUGCCAUACUCUCAUUGAAUGAAUGUUCUGUUGGUCCUUGCCUU